Molecule: messenger RNA, 1983 nt
Organism: Folsomia candida
Lineage: Eukaryota; Metazoa; Arthropoda; Collembola; Entomobryomorpha; Isotomidae
Gene: PIG-A
Product: phosphatidylinositol N-acetylglucosaminyltransferase subunit A
Exons: 10
Coding region: 154-1479 (441 amino acids)
Biological process (GO): GPI anchor biosynthetic process
Cellular component (GO): glycosylphosphatidylinositol-N-acetylglucosaminyltransferase (GPI-GnT) complex
Molecular function (GO): phosphatidylinositol N-acetylglucosaminyltransferase activity
Source: RefSeq, a predicted model, not a curated record
UAAACAUGAUGACAUUCAACUUUGCAUAUGAGUUCAGUCAAGUUUAAUUGUGAAUUACAAUAAUGUGCCAUAAUUUAAAGUUUAAAAUAAUUUUUAAGAUAUAGGUUUUAAACAUAUUGUACUGAUCUUGCUGUUUGCAAAGAGUUAGACGCAAUGUUGACCCACACGAUUUGUAUGGUGUCCGACUUUUUCUACCCAAAUAUGGGCGGAGUAGAAGAACACAUUUACAACUUGUCACAAUGUUUACUGGAACGAGGUCACAAAGUUAUCGUGGUCACUCACACGUACGGAGAUCGAAAGGGGGUACGGUGGAUGGCGAAUGGAUUGAAGGUUUACUAUGUUCCUGCUCAAGUAUUUUAUAAUGGAGCCAUUCUGCCAAACAUGGUCACAUUAAUACCGAUUAUGAGAGAGAUUUUAAUACGAGAACGAGUCACGAUUGUUCAUGGUCAUGCAGCAUUUUCUUCUCUAGGGCAUGAUGCUUUAUUUGUAGGGAAAUUAUUGGACCUAAAGACUGUUUUUACGGACCACUCCUUGUUCGGGUUUGCCGAUGCAAGUGCUGUGAUAACCAACCGGUUCCUAGAAAUAUCACUGGCUGAUGUGAAUCAUUGUAUUUGUGUCUCCAGAAUAGGGAAGCUGAAUACCGUACUUCGUGCCAAAAUUGAGAGUGAAUGUGUUUCUAUAAUACCCAAUGCAGUGGACGCGUCAUUAUUCAGACCUCUAGAGCCGAACGAUAUAGGGCCGCCGAAUAAUAGAAUAAUUAUAAUAAUCUUGAGCCGAUUGGUCUAUCGGAAAGGAGUAGAUCUAAUGACUGGGAUUAUUCCAAAAAUUUGUGAAUCGCAUAAAAAUGUAGACUUUUUAAUUGGUGGAGAUGGACCUAAGCGGUUAGAACUUGAAGAAAUUAGAGAACAAUACGGGAACAGAGUACAAUUGUUUGGAAAAAUCGAUCAUGCUCUAGUUCGAGAUUUUCUGAUCAAAGGUCACAUAUUUCUUAAUACUUCAUUGACGGAAGCAUUUUGUAUGGCGAUUGUCGAAGCUGCCGCUUCAGGACUACAAGUUGUUUCAACAAGGGUGGGAGGAAUUCCGGAAGUGUUGCCCCCAGAAUUGAUAACCCUUUCCGAACCUACUGUGUCAGGUCUUGUGGCAGCUCUAAAUAGUGCCAUUUCACUUCGGAAACGCCGAUUAUACGUUGACCCUUAUCAAGCCCACCAGCUCGUCAGUUCAAUGUAUAACUGGAGAGACAUUGCACGACGAACGGAAGUAGUUUAUGAUAAAGUCAAUUUUUGCUGUAAUCCAACUGAUCCAGAGAGGAUGUCUAUUUUCAUGAAAUUUGGUUAUAUGACUGGACCAUUGUUCUGCCUAGUUCUGGGAUUAGGAAGAAUACUCAUGUGGCUCUGUAACCUUUUUGUGCCUAUCGAGGAUAUCGAUAUAGCAGUUAAUUACCCAAUAUCCAAUGAACAUGCGAAACAAAAUACGCUGUAAUCGUAACGGAAAUCGUUGGAUCAUGUGUGGACCAUAUGCAUCGCAUCGGUACACAUUAACACAAUAUUAUUGCCAAUGCCUCGUAACACCAUAGUUAAAUUGGAGACUCGAUCAGAACGGAUGAAGGGGAGCGCUCUGACAGAGAAAAUAAUAACUACCACAGAACCUGAGACACAAUUUGAGGCUGGAUGAAAAGAAGGCCUGUGUCCUAUAUGUGGCGUGCAAGUUCGCUAUAUCAGUUUCUAUAGGACACAGUCGCCACCACUCAGGCACGGGCCUGAAGUUAUCCCCCUUACUCUAUGAACAAAGAGCUCUCGUCGCUUCAUCCUUAUACAUCCAUGAUUAUUGCUGUAAAGUCGUUGAACCUCAGAUGCUCAUGGAGCAUUUUCUUACGUUUGUUUAUCUAGUCAUGCAUGCAAAAUUAAGUAUUCUUCGAAAUAAAUUAAGAAACUUAUGAUUUUGGUCAAUUUUUAACGUGUUUAAUAAAUCACCGUAUCCCAAAUA